Molecule: messenger RNA, 279 nt
Organism: Cetraspora pellucida
Lineage: Eukaryota; Fungi; Glomeromycota; Glomeromycetes; Diversisporales; Gigasporaceae
Source: the annotation of a GenBank genome assembly
GUAAUGAGUCAGGACUCAUGCCACCUAUCACCGACUAAACCAAAUAAACUUAUUGGAUAUUAUCCUGCUUAUAAACUUGAUAAUAUAAACCUGGGAAAAGAUUUUAAUAUCAGCUCAUCAAUUGAUUACUUAAACUACGUUGCAUUUGGUCCAAAUGACCUUGUUAAUAAUGGCAAAAAUAAUAAUAGUGGUGGUGACCCUUUGCUAUUUUAUAACAAUCAAUCUUCCAAAUUUAAUGAUCUGUUAAAUUAUAAGACAAAAAAUAAUCUACAAUUUAAG